Messenger RNA from Alternaria burnsii, 288 nucleotides. RefSeq lists its product as uncharacterized. Lineage: Eukaryota; Fungi; Ascomycota; Dothideomycetes; Pleosporales; Pleosporaceae. Bases 1 to 288 code for a protein of 95 amino acids. The record is from RefSeq and is a predicted model, not a curated record. The transcript is spliced from 2 exons.
AUGACGCUACUGAAAGAGAUGUCCAAAUGGGACAUCGAGCCCCAGCCACGAAAGAAGGCCCGUACAUCUCUAUAUCACAUGCAGUGCGCUAAGCUACAUCUUUCACCACGCCGUCGUCCUGGUGGCAGGUACUCGGACGCGGUACCCGCCUAUAAGGUUGAGCCUUAUUCCACAAACAUUCUUCUCAUCACCAAAACUAGCGACAACCAAGAUCUAUAUGAUCUAGAUCGAGCCAACCUCCUCCAUUCCCACAACCCCGGAGAAGCCUCCCCAGAGAUUGUCACAUAA